Molecule: messenger RNA, 586 nt
Organism: Medioppia subpectinata
Lineage: Eukaryota; Metazoa; Arthropoda; Arachnida; Sarcoptiformes; Oppiidae
Source: the annotation of a GenBank genome assembly
CAACAUAUUAAUCAAUGCCAAUAAUAUGUCUAAUCGUAUCGUAAAACUGUGUGACUUUGGUUUAGCCAUAGAUCACGACAUCAAUAGACACACUGCGAGCCGAUACGAGCACUCAAUUGCGGGCACUUUAGGGUAUAUGGCACCCGAAGUACUCUCUGGACGACAAUAUAACUACAAAUCAGACAUUUAUAGUCUGUAUUUAAUCGGCGAAGAGUUGUUUGGCAUUGAUUUCCAGUCCUUAAAUUUUCAAAGCGAGUACAGCGCCGGCCACUCGACAGUCGACUGUAAGCGUGUGUGCGGUGAGAGUCCCGACUGUUAUCACGAGUACUACCAGAUUGUCCAGACGGAGACCUACUAUCCCUGGCCGACCAACGUUACCGGUGCUGACCAAACAGUCCAUGUAUUUGAGUUCACGGCACCGUCGCUGCCGAUGCAAACCUAUCGCCAAAAUCCGGCGCUCAGUUUGACUGAAUAUUUGUGUUUAGUUAGCGGUAUAUUCAGCUUAUGGUUCGGCUUCUCGUUGCUCUUCGUGUCCGAUUUGUGUGUCUCAUCGAUGGUCACACUCUAUCGCAAAUAUAAUCAACAA